UCUCGAGACUGGCGGUUGCGAGGUGGACGUAGUUGAUAUGCUCACUAGCUGUAGUUAAAUUACGGGUCAUUGAAUUGGUUUAAAACAGCGCGGUCCGUUUACAAACUACCCCGAAUCGACGGACGUCUAUCUUGGUUUGACUUUAAAUGUCUAGAAGAAGACUGUCAAACUAAACUGCUGGGUUCCAGUGCAGCCAGCUAGCCGGCAGCUAAUGCUGAGGGGUUUGCUAUCUUACGUGUAACACAACGAAUGAUAUUUUAGGCCGCGGCGAAUUACACGGCAUUGUGAAAACCUUUCGGACUUUCUGCUGUAAGGUUUAUGAUUUCAGGAUGUAACAACCGGAAUGUUCGCACGGGAACCAUGUUAGUGCCCAGCCUCUCGCUGCUGUGAGGUAGCUCCGCUGAGAUGGCGUCCGGACCCAGGUCGUCGCCCAUAGUCCAGCCCAGCACGGGUACUGGCGGCGCCAGGGAAGGAUUAUUCCGGAAACCUAGAGAGCCGGCGGGCUCCUCCAGACACUACCGGCCCUCCCGCUCUCUCCCUGACGUCUGUCCCAAAGAGCCCACUGGAAAUGCCCGGGGUCUGUGUGAGGGGCCAUCGGUGGUGGCAGACCAGCAUCGGUGGACGGUGUACUGCUCCAAGGUGAACCUGCCGGCAGCGUUGAAUGACCCGCGGCUGGCAAAGCGCGAGUCUGACUUCUUCACAAAGACGUGGGGCGUGGACUUCACCGAGGGGGAGGUGCUGCCCGCUCCCAGUCUGGCCACCAUCACGGCCGAGCACUUCAGCGCGUACCUGCAAGAGACUGCGCAGAGGGAGAAAAUCCACGAGAGAUGUAAGAAUGUGUGCCCCAGUAAAGACGACCUGUCCCUCCCCAGUAUCACCAGCGACCACGACAAAGCCAAAGAGGAGCUUGAGCAGGUGCCCAAGAUCUUCAUGAGGCCGGACUUUGUGCUAAAUGACCCCGCCACCUUCAACGCCGUCCUGCCCUGGACGCACUUCAGUGUUGCCGGGGGGAAGAACAGCUGUGACGGUGCGUCGUCACGGUUACUGCAGGAGAAGUUGAGUCACUACCUGGACGUGGUGGAGGUGAGCAUCGCUCGCCAGAUCUCGUUGCGCUCCGAGGCCUUCUUCCACGCCAUGUCGUCUCAGCACGAGCUGCAGGACCGGCUGCGGGAGACGGCCGGCGCCGUGGCCGAGCUGCGCGCGCGCACCGCCGCCGUGGGCCGCGUGAUGUGCCGUGGCCCUCUCCGGGUGCUGCGGGACGCUGUCGCCCGCGGCAAUUGUGUGCGUCUGCACGACAAGCUGAAGCUGAUGGCGGCCGUGCAGCAGACCCAACCCACCGUGCAGCUGCUGCUCUCCAGCUCGGAGUUCGUGGGAGCGCUGGAACUCAUCAACACUACCAAGGAGGUGCUGCAGCAGGAGCUGCAGGGAAUACACAGCUUUAGACAUUUGGGCUCCCAGCUCUGUGAGAUGGAGAAGCUGAUUGACAAGAUGAUGGUGGCGGACUUCACCACCUACUCCAGAAGUGACCUGAACCGUUCCUUCGAGGAGGACAACCAAGUGCUAGAAAAGGACCGGCUGCAGUCUCUUGUGUUUGGCCUGCUCCGUCAGAGGAAGCUGGAUUUCCUGGACAUCUACAGUGAGGAGAUGAUGCAGGCAGCCAAGGGCAUCGUCAGACAGCGUGUGUUACAGUUAGUGUCUCAGAUCGAGGAGAUUGACACGGACACUGUGGUGAAGCUGCAGGAUCAGAUGAGGCUGAUGUCGUUUACUCAGUGGUUUGAGCUGCUGGAGUGUGUGUUUGAGCACUUCAUCCUCUUCCUCACCAGGAUCAAGGCCACCCUCAACGUGAUCCGUAAUGUCGUUCUGGAAGUCCUCGACAGCAGCCAGAGGAACCGGCUGACCACCACACCCGCUGAUGCCGACUGCGUGGAGGACGAAGACGAGGAUGAAGAGGAGUCUGGCGAGCCUGCCCUUCAGCCCGGGGAAGCGGAGCUCGCCUACCUCACACACGAGGGGUUCUUCAUUAGCGACGCCCUUAACCACGCGGAGCGCCGUAGCGGCACACCUGCGGGGACACAGGGCAAGGCACAGAUACAAACGCAGGCGGAAGCUUCUGGAAGCGACUCAGCCUCGGGGACCACAGAGUCGUCAUCCAGCAGGGAACGCACCACCAACACUACCUCCUCCCUGCCUCCAGGGGGCACUGCCUCUCUUGAGGAUCUGAUGCCGUCUGAUCUCGAGUUGGGCCGAGUGGCCAACAACAUCCAGGAGCUGCUCCACUCUGCAUCGGACAUCAGCCACGACCGCUGUGUCAAAGUCCUGCUGGCUAAAGCCAAAGAUGGCUCUUUGGAGCGCCUGAGCUCAGCUGAGUUUGUGUGUGUGAGUCGGGCGGUGGAGCGCUUUGCCAAGGACACAGAGGCUCUGUGCUACAGGCGCAGUGUCAGCCUGCGGGGGGCGCUGCAAAGCCAGGCCAACCGCUUCGUCCACCGCUUCCAUGAGGAGCGCAAGACCAAGCUCAGUCUCCUAUUGGACACAGAGAGAUGGAAGCAGGCUGAGGUUCCAGCUGAGUUCCAGCACCUGGUCGACACUAUUGCCAGUGGACACAUCACACUGCCAGAACGCAAACAUACAGGUCCCGACGACAAGAAGCCUAACGAAUUCCUGCUGGUGGACGGGCAGAAAUACGCCGUUGUUGGGACCGUGCUGCUGCUGAUCCGGAUCUUUCUGGAAUACUGCCAGUGCGUGAACGACAUCCCAUCCAUCACAACCGACAUGCUCACGCGUCUCUCAGACCUGCUCAAGCACUUCAAUUCCCGGAGCUGUCAACUAGUGUUAGGGGCCGGAGCUCUGCAGGUGGUGGGACUUAAGACCAUCACUACCAAGAACCUGGCUCUGGUGUCACGCUGUCUACAGUUGGUGGUGCACUACAUCCCUAUAAUGCGAGCUCACUUUGAGACCAAACUCCAGCCCAAACAGUACAGCAUCCUGCGCCACUUCGACCACAUCACCAAGGAUUAUAAUGACCACAUUGCAGAGAUCUCCGCUAAGCUGGUGGCAAUCAUGGAUGGUCUGUUUGAGAGAGUGCUGUCCAAGUAUGAGGUGAAGGCCCCCAUGCCCUCGCUGUGUUUCCGCAACGUGUGCAAACAGAUGAACAAAAUGCAUGAGGCUAUCUGCGACCUUCUUCCUGAGGAACAGACACAGAUGCUGUUUCUGAGGAUCAACGCAAGCUUUAAGCUGCACCUGAAGAGGCAGCUGGCUCGUCUGGGGGUGGUGAAUGACGGUGGCCCACAGCAUGGCCUGGUGGUGGUGGACGUUGCCUUCUACACAGAGAAUGUCCAGGCAUUGCGCUCAUUGGAGCAUUUAGACUUGAACAUGCCAGAGAUCUGGGAGCAGAAGAGGUGAUAACGAACAGCGAUGUGCAGCCAAUUGGGCCUUUCUUGCAACGUGCCCCACCCUCUUCCUUCCCUCCUUCAGUGGAGGAAAUGAGGUCGCUGGCCAUAUAGGAAGAGGGACACAAACACCCUCAGAAAAUGAACAAACAAAACUUUUCAAAUCUGUUUAAAAAAAACAACAACAAAAAAACCCGAAAAACUUCUUACCUCCUCCUCCAGAACCUCGCCCACUCUCCGGCAAUCUCCUGCCUAACGGAGAGCACACCUCCCUGUGUUGGCGAGAGCAGCAAGACCCCCAUGGCUGAGCUGGAGCCUGUCUCCUUUAGUGGCAGCAAAGAACUUGUAUAGAAGAGCCCAGCAGGGGGUGCCCUCUCUGGGGUGGCUGAGUCAGGAUAAGCUAGUGCUGUGAUCAUAACUGGGUUCCUCUCUGGUGGAGACUCUAGGUUUCAGGUUGGCCUGGAGCAGAGUCCCUCCUUAUGGGCUCAGAACCCGGCACAACUGCUCUGGUGUGCAGUUCUGUCAGAUGAUGAUGAUGAUGAUUGUCAUCAUAAUUUAUUCUUUGUCUCAUUUAAUAAUGUUGGUUUUUGUUUGUUUUAUAUAUAUAUAUAUAUAAUAUAAAAAUAUAAAUAAAUGAGAGCUUCCGGGGCUGCACCAAGUUGUACUGUUACAAGAUUUAAUGUAAGACUGGAUAAAUUAUUUUCUUUACCAAGUGUUCUUUUUUUUUUUUUCUUAAUUAUCUUCAAAAAUGUGCCCACUGAUGAAGUGCGCCUGUAAUCUGUAUUGGGAAAGUGCAGAUCAAGUUGUAUUUUGUCCUUGUCAACCUGUUGAAUGUGUGACUGGAUCGAACUGGGCUCAGCAGCUCCAUAUCAGGUAGUCAUGCAGCUAGUCACCUUUACUUAUAUUGUGAGUUACUCAGUAUAAGCUCAUAAGCGUCCUUGGUCUAGGGGGCCAAACUGUCCUGAGCAUUCAAAACACUAAAUGAAAAACAUAAAAGUAAACAUCUCGGCCAUAAAAUGCAAUGGAUAUAAAUUAUAGGAAUAUGUGGGAUCUUUCUUGUUGGGAUUUAUGAUGUUUUGGUUGGUUUUUUUGUUUGUUUGUUUUUUUUAAAGCAAAUUUCCAAAGAUGUAAAUGAUUUCGUAUGAAACUGGUAUUGUCCUUCAUCUAUCAGAAUGAAAGAAAUUGUUGUUUUUUCCACCUGUUCACUACAAGUCUUGGCAUUAAGGAAAACAGUAACAUUACGACCGUUAUAUUACUGUGCGAGGCCAGGUAGGGUCUGUCAACGAUCACCUGCCUUUUCCUGCUGUUCAAAAGUGCCUCCUAUUGAUUUAAUAAGACUACUUGUGAUGUAAAGACUGAGCGUGUUUGCGCGAUUGAUGCUUGACAGACAGACUUUAAAUGUGAGGACUGCAAAGUGAUUUGAAAUAAAGCCACAUUUGAAAAGUAAA
Messenger RNA from Electrophorus electricus (electric eel), 4834 nucleotides. It is a transcript of the gene vps54, whose product is annotated as VPS54 subunit of GARP complex. Lineage: Eukaryota; Metazoa; Chordata; Actinopteri; Gymnotiformes; Gymnotidae. Gene Ontology annotation, molecular function: syntaxin binding. Gene Ontology annotation, cellular component: GARP complex. Gene Ontology annotation, biological process: Golgi to vacuole transport; retrograde transport, endosome to Golgi. The record is from RefSeq and is a predicted model, not a curated record.